CAUGAAAACACACACACACACACACACACACACGCGCUGACUGCAAUCAAACCCCCUCAAGCUCCCAGCAUCUGUGCUAGAUCUCUUUUCUCCUCCUCCUCCUCUCUCACUCUGUAGCUCUCCGACGCUCCGUCCUCCGCAGCUUUGACUCAUUCAGCUCUGCUUCUACCAUCCUUGCGAAGCUGAACCGCAAUACCUGAGAUCAUGUCCUCCAACCUGCCCCCAGCAACCGCCGCCGGGGCCAAAAACAAGCCCCUCUCCCCCUUCAGAAAGCGAGGCAGCCUGCAGUAUGCAGCCAGCACAGCUGAUCUCCGUGGUGCCCGCCACCUCCUCACUUCCCAGCAUUCCUUGCCUGGGAUCCCUGUUGCCUUGAAACAGUCCAUUGACCUGCGAACAUCCAUGGACGGAAAGUACAAAGAGAUUGCUGAGGAGCUGUUCUCCCGCACGCUGGCGGAGAGUGAGAUGCGCAGCGCCCCUUAUGAAUUUCCUGAGGACAGUCCCAUCGAACAGCUGGAAGAGAGACGCCAUCGCCUUGAGCGGCAGAUCAGCCAGGAUGUCAAGUUUGAACCUGACAUCCUCCUGCGAGCCAAACAGGAGUUCAUGAAGACUGACAGUGCCACAGAUCUCGAAUACAUGAAGGAUCAGAGCCAAGAUCCUGACCUGCAGGAGAGAGAUCCGAUUCCAGUGAGAGAGUACCAGCGAGUUGCUAUUUCUGGAGAAGAGAAAUGUGGGGUUCCCUUCACAGAUCUGUUGGAUGCGGCCAAAUGUGUGGUGAAGGCUCUGUUCAUCAGACAGAAGUAUAUGGGUCUGUCGCUGCAGAGUUUCUGCAAGACCACCGCUAGAUACCUGCAGGAGCUGAGUGAGGGACCUCUGGAUUUAGAUAUCUAUGAGGACGAGAUCCCAGAGACCGCAGGAGCUGCAGAUUCCACAGUGCACCCACCUGUUUCUAAAAUGCACCCCUAUGAGAACCAGGACCUUGCCAGCAUGCCCCAUGACAUGGGUUACGGCUGCAAGAUGGUGGAUGGUGUCAUGCAUGUGUACACAGCGAGGAACAUUAUGGAAAAUUGUGAUGUUGCUAACAGGAGCACAGAGCUGGACCUGCCGUAUCCAGACCUGCGGGAGUACAUCGCUGAUAUGAACGUCAUGAUGGCCCUCAUUAUCAACGGACCAGUAAAGUCCUUCUGCUACCGUCGUCUACAGUAUCUUAGCUCAAAGUUUCAGAUGCACAUCCUGCUGAAUGAGAUGAAAGAGUUGGCAGAACAGAAGAAAGUCCCACAUCGAGACUUUUACAAUAUCCGUAAGGUCGACACACAUAUUCACGCUUCGUCCUGCAUGAACCAGAAGCACCUUCUGCGUUUUAUCAAAAGGGCCAUGAAGAAGUAUCCUAAGGAGAUUGUGCAUGUGGAAAGAGGAAAGGGUCAGACGCUCAUGGAGGUGUUUGAGACAAUGAACCUGACAGCCUUUGACCUGAGCGUGGACACCCUGGACAUGCAUGCAGACCGUAAUACUUUUCAUCGCUUUGACAAGUUCAAUGCCAAAUACAACCCCAUCGGCGAGUCCAUCCUGAGAGAGAUCUUCAUCAAAACAGACAACCACAUUGAGGGGAAAUAUUUUGGCCACAUUAUUAAGGAGGUGAUGGCUGACCUGGAGGAAAGCAAGUACCAGAACGUGGAGCUCAGGCUGUCGAUCUACGGGCGCUGCAGAGACGAGUGGGACCAACUAGCCAAGUGGGCUGUUAAACAUCAGGUCUACUCCAGCAAUGUGCGCUGGCUUGUGCAAGUUCCACGACUCUUUGACGUCUAUCACACAAAGAAACAGCUGUGCAACUUCCAAGAGAUGCUGGAGAAUGUCUUCCUGCCUCUGUUUGAGGUUACAGUCGACCCCCGCAGCCAUCCAGAGCUGCACCUCUUCCUUCAGCACGUUGUGGGUUUUGACAGUGUGGAUGAUGAGUCAAAACCAGAGCAACAUAUCUUCAACCUGGACUCUCCGCUGCCAGUGAACUGGACAGAGGAGGACAACCCGCCCUACUCCUACUACCUCUACUAUAUGUAUGCAAACAUGACUGUGCUGAAUAACCUGCGCAGGCAGCGAGGGUUCCACACGCUUGUCCUUCGUCCUCAUUGUGGGGAGGCGGGGCCGAUCCAUCACCUGGUGUCUGGUUUCCUGCUGUCAGAGAACAUUUCCCACGGGCUGCUGCUCAGGAAGGCUCCUGUGCUGCAGUAUCUGUACUACUUGGCUCAGAUAGGUAUCGCCAUGUCCCCUCUCAGCAAUAACAGCCUGUUCCUCAGCUACCAUCGUAACCCCCUGCCAGAGUACCUGUCCCGAGGCCUCGUUGUCUCUCUGUCCACAGACGACCCUCUGCAGUUUCACUUCACCAAGGAGCCCUUGAUGGAAGAGUACAGCAUUGCUGCUCAGGUGUGGAAGCUAAGCUCCUGCGACAUGUGUGAGCUGGCCAGAAACAGCGUGCUGAUGAGCGGAUUCUCGCAAAGGGUGAAGAGAUCCUGGCUCGGCCCACAUCACAUCAAGGAGGGGCAGGAGGGUAAUGACAUCAGGCGCACCAACGUCCCUGACAUCCGUGUGGCGUACCGGUAUGAGACCAUGUGUGAGGAGUUGAAUUUAAUCACACAGGCCAUCCGCACAGAUGAGCUGGAGACCAUCGAGGAGGAGGGGAGUCUGUGUAUGGGAGCUGUGCAGGCAGAGAAGUGAACAUGCAGCACAACACAAACACAUUUCUCAUUACAUUCCCUGUUUUCACAUCAGGACUUUGUACAGACUAGCACAUCAACAUAUCACACCUGUGAAAAGAGAAAAGCUUUGUUACAAGAAUAUUAUGAGAGUUGCUACUGUGGCAUUAUGAGAGAGGACCUACAAGCUGUGUACCCAAGGAGUUUACUUCCUUUAGUGUCCUGUGUCAUUCUUUGUUUGAUUUGUCAAGUUGAUUUCACGAUGUCUCCUGAUUAUUUUUUAUUAUUAGAUUUUCAUGGUUUGCGACAACAUUAUGUCAGAGUUUAUGUACAAAGUCUGUAUUUCCUGUACAAAGCAUUGAAUAAUAUUAACAUUCAUGAUUCAACCCAUUAAUAAAACUUAUCAACUGAAUCCAACACUGACCGAUUAAAGUAAGAGGACGAUCUGGAACAAUUCUGCCAAGUAAAGAGUCUCUAUACGUACAGGGCUGUAUCAUUGAGGACACAAGGUCAUGUUCUUGGCAUCUUUUCUGCCAAUUUUGUGGGUUAUGGUGACCUUGGGGGAGUUUACUUUAUGCAGUUAGAAACAUACACAUGGUGGGUAUUUUCUAUUUUUAAUUUGACUACCUUUAGCCCCACAAAAUGACCAAAUGUGCAGCUUUGAAACCUGAUACUUGAGAAAGAAGAGACAAAGUUCUGAGUUAGUUAUUUUAUUUUGAGUUUAGUUAGUUGUUGGUUUUAAGGAGCUGGUUGCACAAGCUGUUCAAACAUAACUAAGUGUAGCUUUAAGUGGAGAUUUAUCUAUCACUACAAUAAAACAUUUUCCACCCCACAAACUAGUUCUUACAAUGAGAUUAGUUGUCACUAAAUAUGUCCACAGACUAUCUAGCGAAAUUAACUACCUGGCAAAGCUAACAUAGCUUGCUAAUAUCAUUGGUUAGGUAAGGGCAAUCACAUAUUUUCCACUCAUUCAAAACUUCCCCAAAUACUACUAACUGACACACAUAUUUCUCCAUGAAUGCAUAUAUUAAUUAAAGGUAUACCGAUAUUUACAAAUGAUUGGCAGUUAACAUUUAAUUUUCAGAAGAUUGUUGGGCCUCCAAAAAGCUGUGAUGAAACAGUUUCUGUUUACAAAGUUGAUGGCUUUUGAUUGGACGGCGCUACAGAUGUUUCCUUGCAACCGAAGUGUUCAUUCAGACAUUUCUUAGGUUUUAAUAAAUCAAAAGUUUAAAACUAUCUAUUAGUUACUAAGAACUGAGGAAUGACACAUACACACAUACACACACU
Cottoperca gobio is the source of this 3971-nucleotide messenger RNA. It is a transcript of the gene ampd2b, whose product is annotated as adenosine monophosphate deaminase 2b. The transcript is spliced from 18 exons. Gene Ontology annotation, molecular function: AMP deaminase activity. Gene Ontology annotation, cellular component: cytosol. Gene Ontology annotation, biological process: AMP metabolic process; IMP salvage. The record is from RefSeq and is a predicted model, not a curated record. The coding region runs from base 205 to 2706 and encodes 833 amino acids. Lineage: Eukaryota; Metazoa; Chordata; Actinopteri; Perciformes; Bovichtidae.